This is a messenger RNA of Rhinichthys klamathensis goyatoka, 2113 nucleotides long. RefSeq names its product zinc finger, C4H2 domain containing (gene zc4h2). The transcript has 6 exons. The record is from RefSeq and is a predicted model, not a curated record. Gene Ontology annotation, cellular component: nucleus. Bases 141 to 815 code for a protein of 224 amino acids. NCBI's taxonomy places the organism in Eukaryota, Metazoa, Chordata, Actinopteri, Cypriniformes, Leuciscidae. Gene Ontology annotation, biological process: positive regulation of neuron differentiation.
UGGGAAAUGUAGUCAGCGCCGUGUUGCUGUUGUCCACAGCUGGUUAGCAUUUCUAUUGUCUUUCUUAUGAGAGGGAUAUCCGCUACAAUCGUUGCUUCUUUUCUUAUUCCCACGAAAUUCUUACAAUUUCAUAGUCCACCAUGGCGGAUGAGCAAGAGAUAAUGUGCAAGCUAGAAAACAUCAAAGAAAUAAGGAACAAGACCAUUCAGAUGGAGAAGAUCAAGUCUAGACUGAGGAGUGAGUUUGAUGCUCUUGAGUCAGAGGAGAAGCACCUGAGAGAGUACAAACAGGAAAUGGAUCUUCUGCUGCAGGAGAAAAUGGCUCACGUAGAGGAACUGCGUCUUAUACACGCUGAUAUCAAUGUGAUGGAAAACACUAUCAAACAGUCUGAAAGUGACUUGAACAAACUGCUGGAGUCAACCAGACGUCUCCAUGAUGAAUACAAGCCCCUGAAAGAACACGUGGACGCCCUGAGGAUGACCCUCGGCCUACAGAGACUCCCUGACCUCAGCCAAGAAGAGGAAAAGCUCUCACUGGAUUACUUUGAAAAGCAAAAGGCUGAGUGGCAGACCGAACCUCAGGAACCUCCUAUCCCAGAAUCCCUAGCAGCGGCGGCGGCUGCAGCCCAGCAGCUUCAAGCUGCGCGGAAACAGGACGCCAGGCAGACAGCGACGUUCCGCCAGCAGCCGCCACCUAUGAAGGCUUGUCUGUCCUGCCACCAACAAAUCCAUCGGAAUGCACCAAUCUGUCCUCUCUGCAAAGCCAAAAGUCGCUCACGCAACCCUAAAAAACCUAAGAGAAAACCAGACGAGUGACACACGUGGCUCCAAACAACCCCUAAGAAAACCUGAUUUACACAUAAACGCACUCACUUACGCUCUCAUGCAUGCACGUUUCCAAACACAUACACACUGACAGUCACCAUGAAGCCACACACACACUAUUGUCCUGAAGGAAUGGACCAUCUGCAGUCUGAUAACUUGACCCCUCAUAGUGAUCCUGUAUUUCAUCUGUCUUCCUGCUUCAGUGUACGUGAGGUCUCAGUUUUUCCAUUUCAUUUUAUAUUAGUGAAACCUUGAUAUUGUAUUUGUACUGUGUCUGUAUUUAGUUUGUAGUGGAAAUGGAUGCUGGUUUAGAAAUGUACUAUUCCGUGUGGGGUUUAAGUCUAAUCCAUUAGUGCAAACUAAAUUCUCUAAAGUGGCUUUAGUCAAUAGAGCCAUUUGUACGGUAUUCAUUUAAUGCUUAAACUGAUCUUUAAUCAUUUUAAUUCAUUAAUAAUGAUAUGAUUUCACAUGUUUUUCAAUGUUUUUUCUUGGUAAGUGCAAAUUGUUUUUCUUGUAUUAUGUAACCAUGGACUGUCUCAGACCAUGUCAGUGUUCUAGAAUGUCUUAUGGGCCGUUCACACAUGAUGUAGAUGGAGAGCAUUGGAAUGGAACAGAGCGAGUUUUUAACUUUAAAGGUGCAGUAAUCGGUUUUUGAGAAACGCUGUUAAAAAUUGUAAAUCACCAAAACUAACAUGCUCCUACCAAAAGGAUCACACCCCUAUCUUGAUAGCUCCGCCCCCCAAAUUCACAAACAGCCUAUGCCGCACAAUCAUCUCCCCCUCGUGAGUAUACGCCCCUUACUGCUGAUUGGCUAUAAGUGUGUUUUGGUGCUUGGUCCGAUCCACUUUCAACAGCGUUUCUCAGAAAUCGCUUACUGCACCUUUAAGUGUCUUUAAAAAGUGGUUCUAAUGGCAUUAGAUGCUAAAAUAACGAGACAUGGUACAACAGGCAUUGAAACAAACACUAGAGUUACCAACAAAAAUGAAUAUUAACGCAGAAUGAACGCAAGAACAUGUCCUGUGUGAACAGCCCCUUAGAAGUAGAAUAAUAAUGGAACACAAGUUGAAUGAGAGUUCUAAAGCCCAAGUUCUUGUAGAACCAUCAUUCAAUUUGAGCAAAUGAGCUGUUACUUUGUGUUCUGGAAUUUGACCGAAAGGGGCAUUAAGAAUUUGUUAGAUUCUUUAGUAUUGAAUCAUUGCGUUUUUUAAUAAUUAAAAUGUGUGAAACUAAUAAACUCUGGACGUCUUGUCAUGAUGAUAAAUUAAUAUAAUACAAUUCAUUUCAGUUGA